Messenger RNA from Chironomus riparius, 990 nucleotides. The record is from the annotation of a GenBank genome assembly. Lineage: Eukaryota; Metazoa; Arthropoda; Insecta; Diptera; Chironomidae.
AUGAAUUUUCAUCUUUUCCUGGACGCAAAUAAUGUCGAAAAUGUUUGUAAGCACCACGGAAGAGAUUUUUCAUUCUUUUUUCAUCCACCAAAUGAGAUCAUUACACCAUUUCAUGACGAAGGUAGUGUUGAGUAUAAAUUUGAAAAAAGAGUUGUAGUUUCGAUCACUAGAUUUAAAAAUGAUGAUGGUCUACGCAACUUCCCACCAACUGCACGUGGUUGCUACUAUGCUGGUGAAAAGUCACUUCAAUUUUUCAGAAUCUACACAAAAAGUCACUGCGAAUUCGAAUGCUUGACAAAUUUUACUUUAAAGACUUGCGGAUGUGUAAAAUUUUCAAUGCCGAGGGUUGCAGGUACAAAAGUGUGUGGGAUGGAAAAGGUCCAGUGCUACCAUAAUGUUUGGAGGGUUUGGCCUUAUUAUGUACCUGGAAAAGGGAAGGAAGCUCCGUGUGGCUGCUUAAAAACCUGCAAUCAUCUAGAGUAUAAAGUCAGAUCGGAGAGAAAUUCAAUUUAUGAAGAUAUUAGGGAGAUUGAGACAGUUAGGAAUGUUACGAAUGGUUCAACAUAUUCAUUCUUAUCCUUCGAAAUCAAAGACCAUUUUCAUUUAAGUCAUCAAUAUUAUGGUCCAUAUACUCUACAGAAUUUUAUAGCAGAUAUUGGCGGAUUGCUAGCAUUAUUUUUGGGAAUAUCAAUUUUAUCAAUUUUUGAAUGCUUAUAUGCACUGAUGGUCAUGAUUCACGACAGGAUGACUCAAAAUAACAAAGUCCAACAAAUUGUUUCCAGUUCAAUUAAAAAAUCACAACUUCAUAGCAAACUUAAAGCUGGUUCUUCAAGAAAUGCAAAGAAAAUUUGUAAUGGAAAGUUACAGAACAGAUCAAAAAUCAGGAAUAAAAAUGUUGAAAAUAACUUAAGAACUAAAAUAAUUGAAGUCAAACCUUGUGAUGAAAGAGAACUUAACCGUGGACAUCCUGGAAAUAUUUAUCUAGAUUGA